Messenger RNA from Aphidius gifuensis, 2145 nucleotides. Its product is annotated as solute carrier family 25 member 44. The transcript has 5 exons. Lineage: Eukaryota; Metazoa; Arthropoda; Insecta; Hymenoptera; Braconidae. Gene Ontology annotation, molecular function: branched-chain amino acid transmembrane transporter activity. Gene Ontology annotation, cellular component: mitochondrion. Gene Ontology annotation, biological process: branched-chain amino acid catabolic process. The record is from RefSeq and is a predicted model, not a curated record. Bases 727 to 1713 code for a protein of 328 amino acids.
ACAAUUCAACACAAUCUCUCUCUUUUUCUUUCUCUUUCUCUCUCUCAAAGAAAAUUACUAAAAUUUUCUUGGAGUAAUUUUUAUUUUUCCGUCAAUACGAUAAUAAUAAAAACAAUAAUAAUAAAGUGAUAUUAAAAAGUGACAAUAAACAAAAAUUAAUACUCUUAUUUAAUUUUCAAAAAACAUUAUAAUAUUAUUAAAUAAAAAAAAAGCAAAUCUUGUUGAUUGUUAAACUAAAAUAAAUAUCAGCUGUUUUAUCAUAAUAUAUGUACUCAGCCGACAGCCUCACUUGAGUUUUUUUUUUACUCCAAAAUUUAAGUGACGUAUUUGUUUUAAUCAGAAAAUUUUUUCUACCUUUGUAAUAAUUUUUCAAGUGAUAACAAUAAUUCGUCGAAUAUAAUUUGCAUUGCAUUAAAUGUGACACAGUUGUUCUAAAUAAAUAUUAAUUGAUUUAUCAAGAGUUUCUAUGAACUACCAUUUUAUAAUGCUCCAAAAAAUAAGUAAAUAAAUAACUUGAAAUAUAUUUUGUCAUCUUGAACCUGUGUUACAUCAUUAAUGGUGUCAUAGUGUUGAAAAUCGUUGGGUUGUAAUGCCCAUGUUAACCAAGGGAAAUGCGCCAUAUCAGGCUUAAUAAAAAUUUUAAUAAUAAAAUUAAUACAAGUAUAAUAACUUGUAAAAAAAAUAAAUCAUAUUAUAAAUUAUUAAAUAAAGAAACAAUAUCUGAAAAUGUCUGCGGUCGAGGCACCACAUUUUAUUCGUACCAUAGAAUGGGACAUGAUGGACAAAAAAAAAUUUUUUCCUCUAAGUAUGCUGUCAUCAUUUUCCGUUCGUUGUUGUUUGUAUCCACUGACUGUCAUCAAAACAAGACUUCAAAUACAGCGAAAAAAUCACAUGUACAAUGGUGUAAUAGAUGCAUACAAAAAAAUAUAUCAAAUGGAAGGUUUUUCUGGUCUUUAUCGAGGAUUUUGGAUAAGCAGUGUACAAAUUGUAUCGGGUGUUCUUUAUGUAUCAAUGUACGAGGGUGUAAGACAUGUACUGAGUCAAGAUCCAUUUACAUCAGAACUAGAUUCAAGAAUAAAAGCACUAAUUGGAGGUGGUUGUGCAAGCACAGUUGCACAAACAAUUGUUGUACCAUUUGAUAUACUUAGUCAACACUUAAUGGUUCUUGGUGUCACAUCAAAACAUGGAAAAUUAUCAUUUGAUAAGAUGGGAAUGAAUCCACUUGGAAUAAAUUUAACACCAGGUGUAUCACGUGCCUAUUUAUCAGCAGAAGUAGUAAGAUUGAUUUAUCAACGUGAUGGUGUAAAAGGAUUUUAUCGAGGAUAUGUUGCAUCACUUUGUGCUUAUGUUCCUAAUAGUGCACUUUGGUGGGGAUUGUAUACAUUUUAUCAAGAUGAAUUAAUUCGUGUUAUGCCUAGUUGGGUAUCACAUUUAUUUAUACAAGCAGUGGCUGGUACACUUGGUGGUUUUACAACAACUGUUAUAACAAAUCCAUUGGAUAUUGUACGAGCUAGAUUACAAGUGCAACGAUUAGACAGUAUGUGUCAGGCAUUCAAAAUAUUAUGGGUUGAAGAAGGCCUAAGAAUGUUUGCUAAAGGUUUAUCAGCAAGACUUGUACAAUCAGCAUGUUUUAGUUUUUCAAUUAUACUUGGAUAUGAAACUAUCAAACGUUGGAGCAUUAAUGAUGAAUAUAAAAAAUAUAUUCGUUGGUAAAUUUUAACAUUCAUUUAGAUAUUAUAUGAUUGUUUAAAUUUAAUUAAUAAAAAAAAUUUUUUAACAAUAUCCAAAGACAGCAGUGAAUAAAUUAAACAGCAGUCAUUCCUUUUUAAGUAAUAGCUAAUUGAUGAAUUUAUAUUUGUGUUUAAAAAAAAAAAAUUACAAUCGAGUAGCAUCAAUAAUAAAAAUAAUAAUUUAUUUAAAUUAUUUUAGCAAUUUUGUCAUUUGACAUAUGAAAUUUUUAUCUUUUUAAUAGAAUAUUUAUUAUCAAAAUAUUCUAUUAAAUUUAAUUUUCAGUUGCAUGCAUCCGUCAUUUGUUUUUGUUUAUUAAUUAUUGUUGUAUUAAAUUUAAUAAAAUAUGUAUAUCUUACAAAUCGAGAAAAUAAAAAACAAAGUUUUUUAUUCAAUUUAAAUCGAGUUAUGAUAAAA